Molecule: messenger RNA, 3297 nt
Organism: Pteropus alecto (black flying fox)
Lineage: Eukaryota; Metazoa; Chordata; Mammalia; Chiroptera; Pteropodidae
Gene: PCYT2
Product: phosphate cytidylyltransferase 2, ethanolamine
Exons: 13
Coding region: 1688-2815 (375 amino acids)
Biological process (GO): phosphatidylethanolamine biosynthetic process
Cellular component (GO): cytoplasm
Molecular function (GO): ethanolamine-phosphate cytidylyltransferase activity
Source: RefSeq, a predicted model, not a curated record
ACGGGCAGCCGGGCGUGAGGGUCCCAGGACGGAGACGGGCCUCUUGGCCCAGCACUGGGCACUUCGUGAGGGUUCUGAGAGAAACGGCUUUCCUUAAGAGGCCCCUUUCCGGACGUUUGCCCAUAAGCCACAGACCCAGCCGUCCGUCCCGCCCAGCUCCUGGACGUUGGUGGUGACAGUCCCAUGUGUCCGAUCUGAUAGUUCAGUCGUUUCAGUGCAGUUUCUCGCACUGAAGGAGUCAGGCGCUCAGAUGUCCCCCCAGGACUCUGUGUCAGGCUCCCCAGCUUGCCCAGCACAAGACCAGAGAGAUUCUCCCGGAUGUCUGGGCAGGGUCAGCGCAGAAAUCGCCUGACCCUGUCCAGGACCCCCAGCGAAGCCCCCAGGCUCCUGGGUCCACCCCAGGAGGGUUAGGUGCCCAUUUGUCUUAUCUUCUGUCAAGGCAGACAGCCGGACUUUGAAGACAUUUGUGGCUGUCAAGGGAUAACUUGCCACCUUCGGUGCUUUCUCAGACCUUUACUUGGUAGAAGCUGGUAGAGAAGCACCCCGACCCGGCCAGCCGGGGCUUCGGAGGAGAGCGGGCGAGACUCCCAUGCUUCUGUAGCUGCACCUGCGUCACCUUUGUGAGAGGGAGCAUGGCUUUGUGUGGGUAGACUCUGACCUUGGCCCUGGCCAGACCAGGCCGUUGCCCCACAGCCCAAAACCACAAAUCGUGGUGACGGAGAAACCCUUGACCUGGUGCUGCCCUGAAUUCUUUGUAUCCCUGGCCUCGCCCGUCCAGUGGGCACAAGGGCCAGCCUUGCUGCUGGGUUUGAACUUUCCUCUUCUCUUACAACAGGGCCAUAGCCCCGCACAGGUUUGUCUGCAGGGCCUGGUGUGCUGAGGUCACAGGUGGCAUUGAGUAGGAUGGCUCUGUACACACAGUGGCCUGGGUCACCUGGAGAAUCGGGGACAGCUUCACCUGCUCAGAAGGCGAUGCGAGGAGAGAAGGGGCAGAGCGGGCCCGAGGACCCAACUCAGGGCCUGCGAGAAGCGUGUGGGCCCCCCCCAGUGCACACAGAGCGUGCGGGAGCCUUAGCCACUCUUAAGCCUGCCUGAUUUAAGGAUAAAAGCUCUAGAACCAGGUGGCAGGGCGGUGACCGUCGGCCCCAGAGAGCGAAGUGUGACUGAUUUUCGGGCGGCCGCGUGGAGAGGGUAGGCUUCCAAAGUCAGGAAUUGCCCCCAUCGUGUCGUGUCUUUGGCUGGGCUUCAUUUCCAGUUGGCCCCGGGGACUAUGCACCUGUCUCAGGGUUGCGAGAUUAGCCCACCCCUGAAUCAGCUUGAAGGGACCCCCGUGGUACUUUGCAUGGGGUGGAGCUAGUGGCCAGCAGUCCCAGCAGCACUAAGAAGGGGCCGUCCCCGUGCGCUCUUCAGCCCUGAGGUCUGCAGGCCUUGCCCCUGGGCACAGCUGGACGCCCACCGCACCUGCUGCCUCUGGCCCUGGACCCAGGGACCCACGGUGUGGAGAGCUGAGCUCCCCGUUCCACGCAAAGCCCAGGCCCAGUGGCCAGGGAGCAGUCCCCCGUGGAGGCUUCUCCAAGGUCCCGAGCACAGAGGAGAUGAACUGUGCCUCCUAGCCGCCCACGGGCCACCUAGUCCCUGCCCUCCUCAGCCCAGGGAUUGACCCCCCUGCCCUCUCCACAGCUAUGACAUGGUGCAUUACGGCCACUCGAACCAGCUGCGCCAGGCCCGAGCCAUGGGCGACUACCUCAUCGUGGGUGUGCACACCGACGAGGAGAUCGCCAAGCACAAGGGGCCCCCAGUGUUCACGCAGGAGGAGAGGUACAAGAUGGUGCAAGCCAUCAAGUGGGUGGACGAGGUGGUGCCUGCGGCUCCCUAUGUCACCACGCUGGAGACGCUGGACAAGUACAACUGCGACUUCUGUGUCCACGGCAAUGACAUCACAUUGACCGUAGAUGGCCGGGACACCUAUGAGGAAGUGAAGCAGGCUGGGAGAUACAGAGAGUGCAAACGCACCCAGGGCGUGUCCACCACAGACCUCGUCGGCCGCAUGCUGCUGGUGACCAAGGCUCAUCACCGCGGCCAAGAGAUGACCUCGGAGUGCCGCGAGUACGCAGACAGCUUCGGCAGGCCCCCUCACUCAACACCUGCCAGGGAGAUACUUUUCUCAGAAGGCUCCUCUCAGUGCCCGGGGGGGCGGAACCCCUGGACAGGGGUGUCCCAGUUCCUACAGACUUCCCAGAAGAUUAUCCAGUUUGCUUCUGGGAAGGAGCCUCAGCCAGGGGACACGGUCAUCUACGUGGCCGGCGCCUUUGACCUGUUCCACAUCGGGCACGUGGACUUCCUGGAAAAGGUGCACGGCCUGGCGGAGAGGCCCUACGUCAUCGCCGGCUUGCACUUUGACCAGGAGGUCAACCAGUACAAGGGGAAGAACUAUCCCAUCAUGAACCUGCACGAGCGGACGCUGAGCGUGCUGGCCUGCCGGUACGUGUCGGAAGUAGUGAUCGGGGCCCCGUACGCGGUCACAGCAGAGCUCCUGGACCAUUUCAAGGUAGAGCUGGUGUGUCACGGGAAGACGGAAAUCAUGCCUGACAAAGAUGGCUCUGACCCGUACCAGGAGCCCAAGAGAAGGGGCAUCUUCUGUCACGUCGACAGCGGGAACGAUCUCACCACAGACCUCAUCGUCCAGCGCAUCAUCAAGAACAGGCUGGCGUACGAGGCCCGGAACCAGAAGAAGGAGGCCAAGGAGCUGGCUUUCCUGGAGGCCGCGAGGCAGCAGGGGGCGCGGCCCGAGAGGGAGCGCGACUGUGACCUCUGACGGAGCUGGCCGGUCGCCAGGAGCCCUCGAGUGCGGCCCUCCCCUGCUCUGCUCCCCGCACCUCCAGUCUGGCUUGUGUCGGCUCCUGCGAUCGUCACCGAGGCUGCAGUGUCCCCCGUCUGACUGGCCUGGCCCACAGGGCCCCAGGGUGCAGCAGGCCUUGUGCCCUUUCUCCUAAGCUGCGCAGAGGGCGUUGGGCAGCGGGCAGGCGGGGCGAGCACAGGGCACCACUGACCCCAGGGGUGCCACCCUGAGUGCGCGGAGACCCAGCUUCCAUCCUGCUGGCCCCGCUGCUGCUCCCCCACCCGCCCCCAGGGGUCUUGCGUACUCAAGACCCCACUUCCUGCCCACACAGGUCGGAAGGAGCCUCGGGAACAGACUGGCGGGGCCCCCUCCUGCUGUCCCCGAAGAUUCUCGAUUUUGUACAUAACUGGCUGGCGUGCAACCAAUAAACGUGGCGGGAGGCCCUCUGUUAGCUGUCA